Molecule: messenger RNA, 2422 nt
Organism: Manihot esculenta (cassava)
Lineage: Eukaryota; Viridiplantae; Streptophyta; Magnoliopsida; Malpighiales; Euphorbiaceae
Product: lysM domain receptor-like kinase 3
Exons: 12
Coding region: 332-2185 (617 amino acids)
Biological process (GO): protein phosphorylation; innate immune response
Molecular function (GO): transmembrane receptor protein kinase activity; ATP binding
Source: RefSeq, a predicted model, not a curated record
GUUGCAUUUGUCCACAUUCCAUCGUCUGAUAGCAUCAACCCAUAAGACCAGAAACUAGAAAACCGCGUGAAUCCAUUCAUUCACUGUAGCAUUCUCCAGCGAUGAACUCAGAACACGACACAGUCAAUAAUUCAAUCUCUUAAUCCUCAUUCAUAGUUAAUCUCAUUCUUUAAUCUUACCACAAUGUCCAUUUCAGCAAGUCUUAAUCAUCAUCAUCAUCUUUAUCAACCGAUUCGAUUAAUUAAUUUCAAACUCAACCAACACCCAGUCAACACUUCACAGCUUCAAAUUCCUUCUUCAUUGCUCCUCUUUCUCACCCAAAAUUCCCUAGAUGAAUUCAUUAUCGGAAUUCGCUUGUGGGUUUUUCCUGCUGCUUUGUUUCGGCUGCUUCGCAGAGUCCAAAUGCACCAGAGGCUGCGAUUUGGCUUUGGGUUCGUAUUACGUCUGGCAGAAAACAAACCUCACAUUCAUCUCGGAUGUUAUGAAAUCGUACAUUAUUGAAUCGCCUGAUACAAUCGUCAGCUACAACAGAGACCAAGUACCAAGCAAGGACAGUCUCACAGCGUCCAUCAGAAUCAACGUUCCGUUCCCCUGUGAUUGUAUCAACGGUGAAUUUCUUGGCCACGUGUUUCAGUAUAACGUGAAAUCUGGUGACACCUACGACGUCGUCUCUAGUGUUUACUAUUCUAACUUGACCACGGUUAACUGGUUGAAGCAGUUCAAUAGCUAUCCGGAGAAUAACGUACCGGACACCGGUGUGCUUAAUGUUACCGUGAAUUGCUCAUGUGGGGAUAGCUCGAUUUCAAAGGAUUAUGGGUUGUUUAUUACAUACCCACUUCGGCCUAUUGAUACUCUUGAUUCUAUUGCAAGUGCGUCCAAUAUCAGUGCUGACUUGCUGCAGAGAUAUAAUGUUGGUGCCAAUUUUAGUCAAGGAAGUGGUUUGGUUUAUAUUCCAGGCAAAGAUGAAAAUAAUAGCUACCGUCCUCUGACAUCAAGCACAGGGAUAGCAGGUGGACUUAUUGCUGUUAUAUCCAUAGGGGCAGUAGCUGGGGUGCUGAUAGUAGGAGUUUGUGUGUACUUUGGAUUUUACCGGAAGAAGUUGAAGAAAGCGACAUUGCUGUCUGGUUCUCAUGAUCUCUCUGCUCAAACUUUGCAAGCUCCUGGAAGUAACUCCGAUAAACCUGUGGAAUCGACCGGUCUGGCCCCAUCUCCAGUUCUUACAGGCAUAACGGUUGAUAAAUCAGUGGAGUUCUCAUAUGAAGAACUUGCCCAGGCUACUGAUAACUUCAGCACGGCUAAUAAGAUUGGCGAAGGUGGUUUUGGGUCUGUGUAUUAUGCAGAACUGAGAAGCGAGAAAGCUGCAAUCAAGAAGAUGGACAUGCAAGCUUCAAAAGAAUUUUUUGCUGAACUAAAGGUUUUAACACAUGUUCAUCACUUGAACCUGGUUCGAUUGAUUGGAUAUUGCGUCGAGGGUUCUCUUUUCCUAGUGUAUGAGUACAUAGAGAAUGGCAACUUAAGCCAACAUUUGCGUGGCUCUGGGAGGGAUCCGUUGCCUUGGUCUGCUAGGGUGCAAAUUGCCCUUGAUUCAGCUAGAGGCCUUGAAUAUAUACACGAGCAUACUGUUCCUGUUUAUAUUCAUCGUGAUAUUAAGUCAGCCAACAUAUUAAUUGACAAGAACUUCCGGGGAAAGGUUGCAGAUUUUGGGUUGACAAAACUGACGGAGGUUGGAAGUGGAUCACUCCCCACACGACUUGUGGGUACAUUUGGAUACAUGCCACCGGAAUAUGCACAAUAUGGUGAUGUUUCUCCAAAAGUGGAUGUUUAUGCCUUUGGAGUUGUCCUUUAUGAACUCAUUUCUGCCAAGGAAGCUAUUGUUAAGAUCAAUGGUUCUAGUUCUGAAACAAGGGGCCUUGUUGCUUUGUUUGAAGAAGUGCUGAAUGAACCUGAUCCUAAAGAAGAGCUAUGCAAGUUAAUCGAUCCGAGGCUUGGAGAUAACUACCCGUUCGAUUCAGUCCGAAAGAUGGCACAGCUAGCCAAGGCAUGCACGCAUGAGAAUCCUCACUUACGUCCAAGUAUGAGGUCUAUUGUGGUUGCCUUAAUGACUCUUUCAUCAUCAACAGAGGAUUGGGAUGUUGGGUCCUUCUAUGAAAAUCAAGCUCUUGUCAAUUUAAUGUCAGGAAGAUAGAUAGACAGAGGCUAUGGCUAUGGUUAUCAAGUACUACUGAGGUUUUCCUUGCUUCUUCUUCCUCUUCCAUUUUUUUCUUUUUAUAUUCUUCUCCUUGCAACACCUUUAAUUUUUCACUUCCACUCACAAAUGUUAAUGUUGUAUGUAAAUGUUUAGUUGAAAAUUGGGGAAGCAACAUAGAAUUGUAUUAAUCAUUUUGAUGCAUGCUUAUAAAGCUUUUUUAAUUUUUUGAUUUUU